AUGGCUGAACACCUGAAAAAGACCUUCAAAGACAGUCUGGGUGAUAUAAAAGAACGAAUGAAAGAGAAGAGAAAUCGGAAAUGGAUAAAGCUGGGUAAAAUCAACUCAAUCUCAAAUGUGAAGUGCAAAAAAGCAACCACCAGCUCUGUGCAAAUGAAGAGUAUUCAAGCAAAUAACAGAGCUCUAGCAGUUGCGUUACAAGAAGAAAAGCUCAAACUCAAGGAAGCCCAGGAUAUGAUCCUCCUUUUACGGGAAGAGUGUCAAGAUCUGAAGGUUCAGAUGUUUGAUUUGCAGAGAAAGCUUAGGUUUGAGAAAGCACAAGGAUCUUUCAAGACUCGACUGUCAGCCUUGAAUGAGAUAAUUUCCAAAGUUUCCCGGAAUUUACUGGACUCUGUUGAUCUCCUUCGUCCGGCAAAGGGCUUGUGUUUCACAGAUGUAAACCAGAGCGUGUUUUCUUCAGUGCUUGAGAAUAAUUCUGGUGCUAUAGGACAAAUGUGUUCUGUAAGGAGCCCACCAUUUGUUAAUGGAGAUGAUCGUUUACUUCGAAGGGAGGUGGAGACUGCUGGUGAUGGAAAUGAGCUGGCUCAGUCAAUGUCAGAGAUCUGCCAGGAAUCUGAGAAUGGCAUUUCAUUAGUGAAAACAUUUCCGGACAAAGGACAAACCUAUGAUUUCCAUCUGGAUAAUGCAAUAUCAGAGUUGGAAAAUGUUCCUUCAAGUGAAAAGGAUAAGCAGCUUGGUAACGUGUUACCAAAAAGUGUGUCCACCAGGCGUCGCUAUUCAAAAAUGAGAACUCAGGAUGAACUUUGCACUGGUGCCUUGGACCAUACUGAAACCCCUGAUUCAACAAGAGUGCUUUCGAAACAGGAUGAAACUAGACUUCUGGAAAGUCUACAGGAAUGUACUGUGGAAAGCAUAAAUUCAGCUAUUUCUCCAUUGAAUAAAAACACGGUAGAUUCAGAGCUGGUCUUGAGGCAGGUACAUUCUGCAGCUGCCCAGGUCAAUUCAGACAAUUCUGAUUUUAAACAACAUGAGCAUAAAAGCAGAGAAGGCUCUCAAGCAAAGAGAGAGAAGCGUCCAAGGAAGAAACCGGAAGAGACUAAAAAUACAUCCAGACCAAGAUCAAAGAAGAGGCAGGGUAAAGAGGCUUCCAAGGAAAAGUCAGACUUCUUGGGCCGUUGCAGUGAUGCUUAUGACUUUCAUUUUGAAGAGUCCAUCCAUGUUACACCUUUUCGACAAAAUAGGGUGAAUGACACAGAAACCAGUAUGGAUGACAAAAAAGCCUUACCUGAAAAUGAUAGCAGUGAAUUGAGCAAUACUGAGGAAGAUUCAGAUGAUAGCAUCUAUGUUCCUUAUAAAUCGAAAAAACGGAAAAGCUCCGUGGGCCAGAAUGACAAGUCACCAAUCCAUCCAAGACCAAGAUCUAAAAGAUGCCUGGCACAGCGUGAGCUGAAACUCCAAAAUGAAAAAGAAGCUAAAAGCAGUAAAUCAAGUGACAAGUCUCUUGGAGAGUCUUUUGAACCAUCUCGUGGUCUCUGUGAUGUUACCAACACUGCUUCAUCACUCCUCCCAGGAAACGCGCUCGCUGUCCUACAAGGCGAAGUGUCUCCAGCUCCAAAACGCAAGAGGAGCUGUACUCUUGCUGUGAGCUAUAAAGAACCAAGCAUUGCAGGGAAGCUUAGGAGAGGAGAUCCAUUCACAGAUACAUACUUCUUGAAUUCUCCAAUUUUCAAGCAGAAAAAAGAUGCUAGACGUCAUUCUCUUAAAGCAUCCUUGUCAAAAUAUAAUGAGAAAUUUGUUGGUUGUCGUUGAGAAUUCCUGUCACACAC
Tinamus guttatus (white-throated tinamou) is the source of this 1826-nucleotide messenger RNA. It is a transcript of the gene SGO1, whose product is annotated as shugoshin 1. Gene Ontology annotation, biological process: meiotic chromosome segregation. Gene Ontology annotation, cellular component: nucleus; chromosome, centromeric region. The record is from RefSeq and is a predicted model, not a curated record. Lineage: Eukaryota; Metazoa; Chordata; Aves; Tinamiformes; Tinamidae.